Molecule: messenger RNA, 615 nt
Organism: Elephantulus edwardii (Cape elephant shrew)
Lineage: Eukaryota; Metazoa; Chordata; Mammalia; Macroscelidea; Macroscelididae
Product: histone-lysine N-methyltransferase PRDM9-like
Exons: 6
Coding region: 1-615 (204 amino acids)
Biological process (GO): negative regulation of transcription by RNA polymerase II
Molecular function (GO): DNA-binding transcription repressor activity, RNA polymerase II-specific
Source: RefSeq, a predicted model, not a curated record
AUGGAGACGUAUUUUAAGAAGAAGCUCGAAGGCCGCGAUGGCUGUUAUCUGGAGCCUAUUACAUUUGAGGAUGUCAGCGUGGACUUCACAGAGGCAGAGUGGAAGACACUGAGCUCUGAGCAGAAGAAUUUGUACAAAGAAGUAAUGCUGGAAAUGUAUAGAAAUCUUCUCUCUGUGGAAACAAAGCCAAAAGUCUACUCCUGUUCGUCUUGCCUUCUAGUUUUCUGCUGUCAGCAGUUCCUCAGCCAACAUGUGCUACAGAUCUUCCCGGAGUUGUAUGGAAUACAUCACGUCCACCCGCGAAUACACUCAGAGGAGAGACCUUAUGUUUGCAAGGUUUGUGGGCAAGGCUUUACUCAGUCAUCAAAUCUCAUCAUACACCAGAGGACACACUCAGGGGAAAAGCCUUAUGUUUGCAAAGAGUGUGGGCAAGGCUUUUCCCACAAGUCAAAUCUUAAUGCACACCAGAGGACUCAUUCAGGGGAGAAGCCUUAUGUUUGCAAGGAGUGUGGACGAGGCUUUUCCAGCAAGUCAAAUCUGAACACACACCAGAGGACACACUCUGGGGAGAAGCCUCAUGUUUGCAAGGAGUGUGGGCGAGGCUUUUCCACAUAA